This is a messenger RNA of Musa acuminata subsp. malaccensis (wild Malaysian banana), 1818 nucleotides long. Its product is annotated as glycerol-3-phosphate 2-O-acyltransferase 6-like. Gene Ontology annotation, cellular component: membrane. Gene Ontology annotation, biological process: cutin biosynthetic process. Gene Ontology annotation, molecular function: glycerol-3-phosphate 2-O-acyltransferase activity; phosphatase activity. NCBI's taxonomy places the organism in Eukaryota, Viridiplantae, Streptophyta, Magnoliopsida, Zingiberales, Musaceae. The record is from RefSeq and is a predicted model, not a curated record.
GUUAGCUCGCGGUGCCACCCACUGCACGCCCAUUUAUAUUCCUUCGAGUCCUUGGUGAUUUAACCAAGUGAAUCCUGCCCUUCCGUGGCCACCGCCACCACCACCACCAUCAACAGCUCCACAGAUGGGGUCGCUUAGGUUCAAGUCCAUCGACAAGUGUAGCUCGGAAGAACGGUCGCAUCAGGCGGUGGCGGCUGAUCUCGACGGCACUCUCCUCAUCUCCCGCAGCGCCUUCCCUUACUUCAUGCUCGUCGCGAUCGAGGCAGGGAGCCUCCUGCGGGGCCUCGUCCUCCUCAUGUCGGUCCCCGUCGUCUACACCAUCUACGUCUUCUUCUCGGAGUCAGUGGCCAUACAGGCGCUGGUGUUCAUCGCCUUCGCGAGGUUGAGGGUGAAGGAUAUCGAGAUGGUGGCGCGCUCGGUGUUGCCCAGGUUCUACGCUGAGGACGUGCACCCCGAGACGUGGCGGGUGUUCGGUUCGUUCGGUCGGAGAUACAUUGUGACGGCGAACCCCAGGAUCAUGGUGGAACCGUUCACCAAGAGCUUCCUCGGGGCCGACAAGGUCCUGGGGACUGAGUUGGAGGUGACCGCGUCAGGGAGGGCAACGGGGUUCCUCAAGAAGCCCGGGGUGCUCAUCGGACAGCUGAAGAAGAAGGCGGUGGAGGAGGAGUUUGGAGGGAGUUCGCCGGACGUGGGCAUCGGCGACAGAGAGACUGACUACGAUUUCAUGUCCAUUUGCAAGGAAGCUUACGUUGUGCCGCAUGCAAAAUGGAGCCCGGUGCCCAAGAGCCAGCUCCUGAACCGGGUCAUUCUCCACGACGGCCGCUUGGUUCAGCUGCCGACCCCCCUGGUGGCGCUCGUCACCUUCCUCUGGAUACCCUUGGGCUUCGCCCUCUCGCUCCUCAGGGUGUACAUCAACCUCCCGCUGCCGGAGCGCAUCGUGUUCCACAACUACAGGAUCAUGGGCAUCAAGCUGGUGGUGAAGGGCGCGCCCCCGCCGCCACCCAAGAAGGGCCACCCCGGCGUGCUCUUCGUGUGCAACCAUCGCACCGUGCUCGACCCGGUCGUCACCGCCGUCGCCCUCCGCCGCAAGAUCAGCUGCGUCACCUACAGCAUCAGCAAGUUCUCCGAGCUCAUCUCCCCCAUCAACGCCGUGGCGCUGUCGCGGGAGAGGGACAAGGACGCGGCGCACAUCAAACGCCUACUGGAGGAAGGCGACCUGGUGAUCUGCCCCGAGGGCACCACCUGCCGGGAGCCCUUCCUCCUCAGGUUCAGCGCCAUGUUCGCGGAGCUCACGGACCGGAUCGUCCCCGUGGCCAUCAACACCAAGCAGAGCAUGUUCCACGGGACGACCGCCAGGGGGUGGAAGCUCUUCGACCCCUACUUCUUCUUCAUGAACCCGCGGCCCACCUACGAGAUCACCUUCCUCAACCAGCUGCCCAAGGAGCUCACCUGCGCCGGUGGGAAGUCGCCCAUCGAGGUCGCCAAUUACAUACAGCGUGUGCUGGCGAUCACGCUGGGCUUCCAGGGCACCAACUUCACCAGGAAGGACAAGUACGUGCUGCUCGCCGGGACCGAUGGCCGAGUGCCCUCCAAGAAGGAGGAGACCAAGGAGAAGGCCCAGAACGCGUGACCUCCAUUGCCAGUCUCGCCGCAAAGAUAAAGGUUGCAGCUACUGAUGCAUUUCUAUCUCCGAUUUCUACCUAUGAUGAUUCUUCUGUCUUUAAGUUGGUCCUCUUCCUUGCUGGGGGAGUUUGGCUCUUGUAAGGAAGUCUAUGCUCUUAUAUUAUGUUGAUGGAAUCAGUAUCGAGACUUACAAAC